AUAAUUUGAUUAGCUAACACCUUAAUAUAAUUAUCACCUCCCCUUCAACAAUGAAACUCGAAUUGCUAGUACUUGUUUUAUGUUUCAGUUUCCAAACUUUGGUGUCUAGAGCUUUAGAAUGUAGUUCAUCCAAGGUGGCUUAUACUAUCACUGUUUCGCAAUCUGGCAAUGCAAAUUUCACCACCAUUGCAGAUGCUCUCAAGUUCAUUCCGUCGGGGAAUAAUCAAUGGGUCAAAAUAUUGCUUAAACCCGGGACUUACAAGGAGAAAAUUGAAAUUCAGCAAGAUAAAGGAUGUAUAGUUCUUGAAGGAGAAGAUCGUAAUACAACAAAAAUAACCUAUGAUGCUCAUUCUAACACAUUUGAAAGCGUUACUUUUUCUGUGUUAAUGGACAACUUUGUAGCUAAAAGAGUCACCUUUGAGAACUCUUACAAUAUAAUAAAAAAAGACACCCUUCCGGGUGUAAUUCCAGCCGUCGCCUAUAAAUCUUAUGGCGACAAGCAUGCAUUUUAUUCUUGUGGUUUCGUGGGAUUUCAAGAUACAAUAUGGGAUGAUAUAGGUCGUCAUUAUUUCAAGUCUUGCUAUAUUGAAGGGGCUGUUGAUUUCAUAUGGGGAAACGGUCAAUCUGUAUACGAGGAUUGUGAAAUAAAUGUGACGGGAGAAGGAUACAUCACUGCACACGGUCGAGAAUCAGCCAACGAUACAAGUGGUUAUGUAUUUAGAGGAUGUAACGUUUCAGGAACAGGAAAGGUCGUGUUAGGACGAGCUUAUCGUUCUUUUGCAAGGGUUAUUUUCAUAGAAUCGAAAUUCGAUAAUGUUAUAAACCCUGAAGGCUGGUUCAUUUGGCAUCAAGCAGGGCAUGAAAAGGAUAUCACAUACGCAGAAGUUAAUUGCAAAGGUCCAGGGGCUAAUACAUCAAAUCGUGUUCCAUGGGAAAAGAAGUUGGAUGCCUCUCAAGUUGAACAAUAUACUACACAAGCUUUUGUUGACCAUGAUGGGUGGAUUGCUAAACAACCCCUAUGAUCAUUGACUAAUUAAUUAAAAAAUUAGGAGUAUUUUUUACACAAUUAAAUGUUAGGAAAAAAGAAAUUCAAAGA
Messenger RNA from Spinacia oleracea (spinach), 1096 nucleotides. RefSeq names its product probable pectinesterase 55. The coding region runs from base 51 to 1022 and encodes 323 amino acids. The record is from RefSeq and is a predicted model, not a curated record. The transcript has 5 exons. Gene Ontology annotation, molecular function: pectinesterase activity. Gene Ontology annotation, biological process: pectin catabolic process; cell wall modification. NCBI's taxonomy places the organism in Eukaryota, Viridiplantae, Streptophyta, Magnoliopsida, Caryophyllales, Amaranthaceae.